UCCGCUGACAAUCCAUGACAUGGCUACGACGUCAGUUUAGGUCCAACUUUGUUCGGUCUACCGGUGGAAAGCGUCAAUCUCACCGCCUCGUUCUACGACCAUAUCAAGAGGAAUGUUUGGAAGCUUGCGUUCAAGCUCUUAGUGAGGGAACAUCCCGACUAGGUGUUUCCUUACCCACCGGUUCCGGGAAAACGACGGUUUUUAUCUCAUUGCUAUCAAGGAUGUGUUCCCCUCCGUCCUCAGAGGCCUCUAGAGCUCUCAUUAUAGUGAACAACAUUGAGCUGGCCACACAAUCUGCAGAACAGGUUUCGAGGCUCUUUCCAGCAUGGAGUGUUGAAAUAGAACAGGGUGUUAAACAUAGGGCUACUGGGCGUGCAGACGUGACCGUUGCUACUUAUCAAACUCUGCUGCAGCCCGCACGGUUAGCCAAAUUCGAUCCCAGAGGACUGAAGGCUAUCAUUGUGGACGAAGCUCAUCACGCUGCUGCCCCCUCUUAUCGACGACUGCUGUCCCAUUUUGAUCGCGACAUCAAACAUCCCGGCGACCAGAAAUUUACGCCCGCAAACAUAGGACACAAGAUUCCCAUUAUAGGAUUUUCAGCUACUUUCAGUCGCCACGAUGGUCUCGCGUUGGGUUCCGUUUUCCAAAGGAUCGUGUACCACCAAGACUUUCUCCAUAUGAUCAAACAGGAGUGGUUAUGUAAUGUCAGAUUCACAACUGUACAAGCAAACCUGAACUUGAAAGAAGUUACAGUCCACUCUAAAGCCGGUGAUUUCAACCCCACGAGUUUGGCGCAAGUGAUAAAUACAGAAACAAUCAACCAACUCGUCGUCCAGACGUGGCUUGAUCGUGCUGCUUCUCGAAAGUCUACACUCGUGUUUUGUGUAAAUAUUGCACAUGUAAAAGCGUUAACUCAAACUUUUCGGGGUUUUGGCAUCGAUGCUCGUUAUGUUUCUUCGAAAUCACCGGCAAUCGAACGGAAAGCUCUCGUCAAUUCAUUCAGAUCAGGAGAUUUCCCAGUGCUCAUAAAUUGCUCAAUUUUAACGGAAGGUACUGAUGUUCCUAACAUUGAUUGUGUCGUGGUUGCAAGGCCUACCAGAUCUCGAAAUCUUUUCGCACAGAUGAUUGGCCGCGGUAUGAGGUUGUCGCCAGCGACAGGCAAAGAAGAUUGCCAUAUCGUCGACUUCGUGGAUAGCCAAUCCCGUAUUUCGGGAGUCGUAUCAACACCCACGCUUUUCGGAUUGAACCCAGACGAAAUCCAAAUCGAGGACGUGUCUCUUGAAACGCUCGAAAAGCACGUUUGUGAGAAGUUGAGAAUGGAUACGUCAGAUGAAAUUCCCAGUCCGAAAUCCAUUACAUAUACCGACUAUGAUGAUCCGUUCUCGUUCGUGGAGGGUUCAUCCGGUGCCCCUCACAUUAUGAGCCUGAGCCUGCAUGCUUGGGUGGGGUGUGGAGGUGGAAUUUAUGUGUUGGAAUGCUUGGGGAAGGGUUUCAUACGCCUUGAGAAAGUAGAAAAUCAUGAAGAGUUGGGCACGCAUUACAAAGCUACUUUUACACCCGCCGCAAUGGAUAAGGGGACCGCCUUUCGCCUUAAAGUCUCACCGUUCUUCAAAGUCCGGCAUGUGUUAACUUCAGAGAGCCUCUCGGAUGCAAUCAAGGGUUGCGAUACCUAUGUGAAAGCUAAGGUUGUGCGUGGCCAUCUCGCUAAAGCGCUUUUACGGACAGCACAUUGGAGAAGGGCUCCAGCCACGGAACAACAAAUGCAGUUCGUCAACAAACAUAUACUCAAGUCAGGAGCGACCACCCGUUCAAGAACGAUCACCAAAGGAGAAGCUGCCAAUAUUAUUACUCGUUUGAAACAUGGUGCCAAGUCUCGUCACCAAAAGAAAGCAAAGGCAUCUGCGAAGGAACUAAAGUUUGCCGAGCAGGAGGCGAAUCGUCGUUCGAGAGAAUUAGUUCAAGUCGGACCAUUAGAACAAGAGUCGUAG
Messenger RNA from Marasmius oreades (fairy-ring Marasmius), 1988 nucleotides. RefSeq lists its product as uncharacterized. Lineage: Eukaryota; Fungi; Basidiomycota; Agaricomycetes; Agaricales; Marasmiaceae. Gene Ontology annotation, molecular function: hydrolase activity; DNA binding; ATP binding. The coding region runs from base 15 to 1988 and encodes 657 amino acids. The transcript has 10 exons. The record is from RefSeq and is a predicted model, not a curated record.